GCAAUGUAUACCCUUUUCGCAGCCGCCAUAUCGGUCUUUGCUCUCCAGGUUCAUGGAUACGCUGAUCCAGGCAGUUGUUCUGGAGUGUGCAAUGUCCAUGAUCCAGGGUUGAUUCAACGAGACGACGGGGUCUAUUUCCGCUUCUCAACGGGGAAUAAGAUCUCAUAUGCCCAAUCGUCGUCCAUUGAGGGACCGUGGACAGCCGUGGGAUCUGUGGUGCCGGAUGGGUCAUCGAUCAACAAGGCUGGCAAUGACGAUCUCUGGGCACCUGAUGUUCAAAAUGUCAACGGCGUUUACCAUGUUUACUAUACGGUGUCCACUUCCGGCUCGCAAGACUCUGCAAUCGGAUUAGCGACGUCCGACACGAUGGACGAGGGUUCCUGGACCGACCAUGGGGUGACCGGAAUCUCGUCCAGCUCGUCAAAAUCGUACAAUGCCAUCGACGCAAACCUUUUCAACGAUGAUGGUACUUACUAUCUCACCUUUGGCUCCUUUUGGCAGGAUAUCUUCCAAGCUCCGCUGAACUCUGCUGCGACAAAGACUGCUUCUUCGUCAUACAACAUUGCAUUUGACCCGAAUGGUGAUCAUGCUGUAGAGGGAGCAUACCUGUACAAAUCUGGCGACUAUUACUACCUUUUCUAUUCUGCUGGAGCAUGUUGCGGUUAUGAUACGUCCAGACCGGCUACUGGAGAUGAAUACAAAAUCAAAGUCUGCCGGUCGUCAUCGGCUACUGGUGAUUUUGUUGAUGCAACUGGAACUGCCUGCACGGCAGGUGGAGGGACAGUCGUUCUUGAGAGCCAUGGCAACGUCUAUGGACCUGGUGGACAGGGCGUCUUUACCGACCCGGAUCUUGGCCCCGUUCUUUACUACCAUUAUGUUGACACGACGAUUGGCUAUGCGGACAACCAGAAGCUCUUUGGAUGGAACGCGAUCGACUUCUCCAGUGGAUGGCCGGUGGUAUAGGAGGCGUUCAUUCAGCGUUCUGGAUUCGACGGAUGAAUAGGGCGCAUGUAGCGACUGAAGAAACACCAAAGAUACGACGGGAUUUGAGCAAUCAAUUUUACUCGAGACAGAAGGCAGUACAGGCACACGUCUUGGAAUUGGCCAAGCCUUCUUGACGACUUGAAUUAAGGCUCGCCCUCGAUUCCGAAUGUUCAGUAUCACAUAGUUUAUCUUUCUAUUCAGAAAUCGAGUGAAAAUGACAAGCGG
Molecule: messenger RNA, 1209 nt
Organism: Aspergillus glaucus CBS 516.65
Lineage: Eukaryota; Fungi; Ascomycota; Eurotiomycetes; Eurotiales; Aspergillaceae
Product: arabinan endo-1,5-alpha-L-arabinosidase
Exons: 4
Coding region: 4-963 (319 amino acids)
Biological process (GO): carbohydrate metabolic process
Molecular function (GO): arabinan endo-1,5-alpha-L-arabinosidase activity
Source: RefSeq, a predicted model, not a curated record